UCUUCGCCCCCCCCUCCUUCACCGCCGCUGUGUGGAAAAUGGCGGCCAAGGGAGCGGUGUUGCCCCCGCCGCCCGCUAAGGAGGGAGAACCUGAGGCGCUCAAUAGCAUUGAAAUGGAAAGCCUCAGGGCAGAUGUGGAAAUACCUGAGGAAGAAGUAAAAGGCAAAAAGGAAGAAACAGAGCAAGAGUCUAUAAAACAGCCUAACAACAGUAACCUAUUGGAUGCAUCAUCUGACUCUCCAAGAGAGAAGCAUAUUUCAAUCCAAAGAACACUUGCCGAUUUAGAGAAACUGGCUGACCUGCAGGAAGGUUGUCUAAUCUCAGCUGCUUCCCAGAAUGCAGAUCACUCUGUGGCAGGAGCUGGCAAGAAGUCCUGUCCACUGUGCCCUGAAGAGAAGUUCAAAGCUUGUUAUAGUCACAAGCUCCAUCGCCACCUACAGAAUCUCCACUGGAAAGUGUCUGUUGAAUUUGAAGGCUACAGAAUGUGCAUCUGUCACUUACCUUGCCGCCCUGUUAAACCAAAUGUUGCUGCAGACCAGAUAAAAAUGGAAGCUCAUUAUCACUGCAUUAUCUGUUCGGCAACUAUUACCCGAAGGACAGAUAUGAUAGGGCAUAUUAAACGUCACGUGAAUAAAGGAGAAACUGAAUCAAGGUUUAUGCCAGCCCCUGCUCCCAAAUCUACAUAUGAAAUACUAAAAGAAGCAGAUACAGAUGUGCAAGUCCUUCCUAAUUAUUCCACCCCACAGAAAACUGAUUCUUAUUUUAAUCCUAAAAUGAAACUUAACAGGCAACUCGUAGUCUGUGCACUAGCUGUUCUAGCAGAGGAACGGAAACCUUUGGAAUGUCUGGAUGCUUUUGGAGCCACUGGUAUAAUGGGAUUACAGUGGGCAAAGCACCUUGGAAAUUCCGUGAAGGUCACAAUUAAUGACUACAAUGAAAAUUCUGUAGGAAUGAUACAGGAGAACUGUCACUUAAAUAAAAUGAAAGUAGUGAUGAACUUCAAAGAGGAGGAAGACUGUGAUGAAACAAUAGAAGAAGGGGAGGAAAACUUGCCUGCCAUUGAAGUGACAAAAAUGGAUGCCAAUGUCAUCAUGCACUUGAGAGCAUUUGAUUUUAUACAUCUGGACCCAUUUGGGUCAUCAGUGAACUAUCUAGAUGCAGCUUUCAGAAAUGUAAGAAACCUUGGAAUUGUGUCAGUGACAUCAACAGAUAUCAGUUCUCUCUAUUCAAAGGCCCAGCAUGUGGCCCAGCGUCACUAUGGCUGCAACAUUGUCAGGACGGAGUAUUUCAAGGAACUGGCUGCUAGGAUGGUAGUUGCUGCUGUGGCAAGAGCUGCUGCGCGAUGCAACAAAGGCAUUGAAGUUUUGCUCGCUGUGGCUCUCGAACAUUUUGUCCUAGUGGAGGUGAGAGUAUUGAGGGGGCCGUCUCCUGCAGAUGAUACUGUGAAGAAAAUCCGGUACCUACUCCACUGUCAGUGGUGUGAGGAAAGGGUAUUCAAGAAAGAUGGGAACAUGAUAGAAGAGAACCCUUACCGGCAGCUCCCAUGUGACUGCCACAGCCGCAUGACAGGCAAGACAGCAGUGGAACUUGGUCCUCUGUGGUCAGGAUCCCUCUUCAACACUGGAUUUCUCAGAAGAAUGUUGUUUGAAGCCGUUCAGUAUGGUUUAGAAGACAUCCAGACUCUUCUAAAAACACUAAUAUGUGAAGCAGAGUGCACAAUUCUCAAGCAGUUUUCAAUCCAUGGUCCUACCAGCCAGAACAAACAAGAAGAAUGUGGUGUGAUUAUUAAGACACCAGAUACCGCAGAUUACUACGUUGUACAUGGAAAAAGAAAAAAUAAUGAAAACAGCCAAAAUGGAACAAAGCGCCAGAAAUCAGAAAGCAAUGCUGAGCACCCUGCCUUUUAUUACAAUAUUCACAGGCACAGCAUUAAAGGAAUGAACAUGCCAAAGUUAAAUAAGUUCUUGCAUUAUCUCUCUCAAGCUGGCUAUCGAGUAAGCCGGACUCAUUUUGAUCCAAUGGGUGUUCGAACUAAUGCCCCCCUGGUGCAGUUUAAAUCUAUCCUUGUGAAGUACAGUACACCCACCUAUAUGGGAGGGCAAUCCGAGGGCUCUCUGCAGGCUUCUGACGAGUCUCAGGUAGGAGCUGAUGGUGACUUUGCCGAAGAAAGCACAUAAAGUAACCUGCAAAAAUGGUCCUAUUUGAAGAUUUGUGUUAUAAAUGAACCAACCAUCUCCUUAAGAUGUAGUAUUUUGUUUGUGACCCUUCAGCUUUUUUACCUGUUUCAGGACACUUUUAGAAGACCAUUGAAGAGCACCUGUGCUCGGAUUAAUAUCACAGUUCAGCUACAAACUGUUAUUUAUAUGUUAAUGCAUCCUUUAAGGUUAUUCUACAGUGACCACAAACUUCCCUCUCCUUUUAAUUCCUU
Molecule: messenger RNA, 2428 nt
Organism: Lacerta agilis (Sand lizard)
Lineage: Eukaryota; Metazoa; Chordata; Lepidosauria; Squamata; Lacertidae
Gene: TRMT1L
Product: tRNA methyltransferase 1 like
Exons: 16
Coding region: 39-2177 (712 amino acids)
Biological process (GO): tRNA N2-guanine methylation
Cellular component (GO): nucleus
Molecular function (GO): RNA binding
Source: RefSeq, a predicted model, not a curated record